Molecule: messenger RNA, 2491 nt
Organism: Thunnus maccoyii (southern bluefin tuna)
Lineage: Eukaryota; Metazoa; Chordata; Actinopteri; Scombriformes; Scombridae
Gene: baalcb
Product: BAALC binder of MAP3K1 and KLF4 b
Exons: 10
Coding region: 1056-1601 (181 amino acids)
Cellular component (GO): cytoplasm
Source: RefSeq, a predicted model, not a curated record
AAAAUCUUUCUUAUGAUUUAACAGGCAACAUAUUUUUUCAUCUAGGUGGUUAGAAGAGUCUUUGGGGAUUCUGGAAAUACUGACAGAGACUCUAGAUCAUGCCAGCUAGCCAAGGAGGCAGGAAGAGGCCAAUGGUCCCAAGCAGGCACACAAUAAUGAACAUCCACAGAAAGAUGCGGUCAAUCACCAUGGCGACAUACUUCCAAUCCUCUUUCACCUGUGUUGAAUGAAGAGCAACAGAGAGGGAAAAUCGUUAUGCUGCUUGGUGAAGGAGGCAUGCAGGGCCUUCGAUGAGCUCUCUAGCCGGUUGGCGAUGUCCGCGGCAGCACGAAGCAUGUCUUCAAAGGCCAAGGUCUCUUCUCUGAUUCUGCCCCCGAAGACCAACAGUCCAGGUCAUCAGAGGUGGAGUGAUGGGAGGAAGAAAACACCACACAUUGGAAGAAAGAAACGGGCAGAUGUGGAGAGAGAAAAGCUCAUCACCAACUGCCUGGGAUGUGUCAUUGGUGGCCAUUAUCGCAGAGUAAAUGUCAGAGCCUGAACCCCAAUCACCAUCCCCACUUUGGCAGAGUGUUGGGGUUGCCAUGGAUACCCAGGCCAAGAUGAAGGGCAUCCAACAACGCCACAUGGUAACCUGGAAAGAGGUGGAGGCAGAAACAGCCCUCAAAAGUACCAUCUUCCUGACGAAGACAGGAAAGCUGGGGAGGUCCGGCAGGCUGGCAGACGACACGGAGGAGCACCGGAGCGAGACAAAAAAACACCGAGUCCCCAUCACCAGUGACUGCAUGUUGUGGGGAUCCAACGGCUCCUGUGUAAUACAGACUCCUUGACCUAACUGACUAUCAAGAGAUGCUGCCUUCAAGCACUGAUGGAGAAAUGUAAAUGUGACUGGGUUAACACAGAUGGAACCACUCAACCUGCUCUGUGAAGGACAGACGUAACUGGAGCCAAAUCUUAUGAGGGGCGCUCGUUUUUACCCACAGCUGUGUGCUCUGCUUUUCCUCUCUCAGUUCUGAGGAACAUCCAGCUGGGAAGUGAAGGCACCCCGAGGCAGAGCCAUGGGCUGUGGGGGGAGCAGGACCGACGCUCUGGAGCCUCGCUACCUGGAGAGCUGGACCAAAGAGACCGAGUCGACUUGGCUGACCAGCACGGACGCUGACAUCCCCCUGUCGUCCAUCCAGAGCAUCCCCUCCGAGAACUCUGAGGCCAGCUUCACUUCUGAGAAAACAAUCAGUCCUGUUCCAGAUUUCUUUGAGGACGGCCUCCCUCCUCCUGCUCAGGCGUACCUGAAGGUCUGCUCGGCUGUGUCUGAAGCCAGUCUGAACGACGUGAAACCCAGCAGCCCCCCUGCAAUACUCGCCUCCCCACCCCAGGAGGUGGUUUUAGCCUCAUCUGGUACCACAGUGCAGCGCAGGAGCGUCCUACACACUGAGGAGAUUACAAAAUGGCAGGACAAUCGGAUGUCCACCAAGCAGGUGACCAUCACAGUGACACAGAGCAUCCAUCAGGUGGACAAGAACGGAAAGGUGAAGAAGUCCCUCACCACCUACGAGGUUAUGAAACCCGUGGAGACCCUCAAACAGGUGGCCGCACAAAACACCUGAACACAACGGAGACAGGAAGAAGCCAAAGAAAAAUGACGACGACAGUGAAAUACAUGAACCGUCGGUGGAGAAAAGUUAAAGGUCUGAUGGCUGAAAGCACAAAGAGGACGUGUGACUUUGCUCUGAGACGUCAAACUGUACAAGUUUAGAUCAUCAUGUUGAAAUCAUGCCUCAUUUGUUCUUAAAAAAAACAUUCACUAGGCUGUAUUGUAGUUAAUACUGUAAGAUAUAUUUUUAUGGUGCCAGUUAAAACAAUGUUUUACUGUAUUUUGGAUUCAGAGAAGAUACAAAACAUGACAUUUAACAGUACAUGCGGUAUCAGGCCAAAAAUAAAUGAGUAAAUCAUAGUACAGUAUGUAAUAUAUCACAACAGACAGCCUGUUUCAUGACCAUGGGAGGAAAAUAAUUACGUAGCACGUUCAAAUUUCUUUAAUGAGCUGAAAUCAUUUGAAGAUGCCUUUAAGGGGAAAGUACAGUACUAUUUCACAUUACUUAUUAUUCACAAAUGAUAAAUAUUUUGUAGUUUUGUUACAUUGAUAUACAACAUGUAGUUGCUGCUGUCUUAAUAUCUGUAUGGCUCAGGAAGCUGAAUCUGAUUGUGAUGAUUGCACUAUUCACAGUGAAGCCUGGACAGGAGUUUGUGUUCAUGUAAAACUUGUCUUAAUAAAUUACGUCGUUUUUGUACAACACAGUGUCUGACUUUCUUGUCAUUUGUGUUUUAUCCUGAGAAUAAAUAAAACAAAAACAUGUGAGGUUCUUAUUUUAAAUGACUUCAUAUUAUAUGUUCAAGGAAAGUCGGUUUUAAUGACACAAACAUGAAACGGACACAAUGGCACUUUGAGGAAUUUGGGUGAACAACGAACAUGCAGUUUUCUUUGUACUGACAUAAA